AUGGACGCCGGGACGGAUGCGGAUGCGGACGGAUGGAGCGACUUCGGGCAGAAGGUCGACCUCACCGCGCGCCUCAGGGAGAUCCUCUUGAACUACCCGGAGGGGACGUCCAUACUCAAGGAGCUCGUCCAGAACGCGGACGACGCGGGCGCGACGGUCGUUAAAGUAUGCCUCGACGCGCGGUCGCACGGCACGUCCACGCUCGUCUCCCCCGCGCUCGCGCCGUUCCAGGGCCCCGCUCUGCUCGUGCACAACGACAGCGUCUUCGCGGAGGCGGACUUCGUCUCCAUCUCGCGCGUCGGCGACAGCGUGAAGCGAACGCAAGUGGGCAAGACGGGGCGGUUCGGCGUCGGGUUCAACAGCGUGUAUCACCUCACGGACGUCCCGUCGUUCGUGUCGGGGCGGCACGUCGUCUUCUUCGAUCCGCACGCGUGCCACCUCCCCAACGCGGACGCGGCGAACCCGGGGAAACGCGUCGACUUCGUCGGCGGCGGCGGCGACGUCACGCGGACGCACGCGGAUCAGUUCGCGCCGUUCAUCGCGUUCGGGUGCGACGCGCGGACGGAGUAUCGAGGGACGACGUUUCGGUUCCCGUUGCGGACCGCGAAGCAGGCCGCGGUGUCGAAGCUUUCCAAGGCGUCGUACGACGUCGCGAGCGUGCGGAAGCUUCUCGCGGACUUCGCGGGGGAAAAGACGCUAGACCUGCUGUAUUUGAAAAGUGUGGAACGGAUCGACGUGUUAGAGUGGCGCCCGGGCGCGAUGGAGCCCGAAGUCAUCGCGUCCACGCGCGUGAUGAACGCGAGCGACGAGUUGCGGAGACAUCGCGCGGCGUUCAGUCGCGCGUCCGCGGCGAUGGCGGCGGGCGGCGCGGUGGAGCCGCCGUCGACGUUUACGCUCGAGUUCACGUCGACGGGCGUCGGCGCGAAGCGCGGCGAGGACGUCCGCACGUUCUUCGUGUCGCAAGCGUGCGGCGUAGACUUAAAACCGCUCGUGAAGAGCGGGCGGGAGAAGUUCGGGAUGAAACUCGUGCCGUGGGCCGCCGUCGCCGCGGAGCUCACCCCUCGCGAAGAAGAAGAAGAAGACGAAGAAGAAGAAGAAAACGGCGGCGAUCGAAAGCACGCCGUCGCCGUCGCCGACGGCCGCGCGUUCACGUUCCUCCCGCUCCCGGUGAAGACCGGACUCCCCGUGCACGUGAACGCGUACUUCGAACUCAGCAGCAACCGCAGGGACAUUUGGUUCGGAGGCGACAUGUCCGGCGGCGGCGCGGCGCGAAGCGAGUGGAACCAAGCCCUGCUCGAACGCGUCGUCGCGCCGGCGUACGCCCGGCUCGUCGCGAUCGCCGCCGCGACGCUCGGCCCCGGCCCGAGGUUCUACGACUUGCUCCCGCGCGCGACACCGCCGCCGCCGUGGCGCGUCGUCGUCUCGACGCUGUGCGUCGCCCUCGCUGACGAGAAGGUGAUACACACGCGCGCGCUGGGGGGGAAGUGGAUCACGCCGCGGGAGGCGACGUAUCCGGACGCGGAGCUCGAGACGAACGUCGACUUACGACUCGCACUCGUGGACGAGGGCGUCCUCGUCGCGGACGCGCCCGCCGCGAUAUUAGAUCGAUUCGAGGAGCACGCGAUCGCGGACCCGACGCGGGCGUCGCCGAACGGCGCGCGGCGGAUGCUACGCGAAAAGGGCCCGACGACGCGACCGCGCGCGAGGGUCCUGACGCUCUUGCGGUACGUCCUCUCGGACGUCGUCGACGACGACCCGACCUCCGCGGCGUGCCUGGAGGGCGUCCCGCUCGCGCCGCUCGCGGACGGCGGCGCGGGGAUGAUCACGCCCGGCGGCGUCGGCUCGCCCGCGUUGUACGUGCCCACGGAGGAGGAGACUCAUUUGCUGACGCGCGCGACGGACGUCUGCGUCGACCGAGACGCGGACGCGGCGUUGACGUCCCGGAUGGAGACGCUGGCGGCCACGGGGGCGCUGAACUUCGCGCGCGUGGACGACGACGCGCUGCUCGCGCUGAUGCCGCGGAUCGUCCCGCCCGCGUGGGGGUUGAAAUCGAAUCGACGCGCUCGAUGGACGCCGGGGGAAAACGGCGACCCGUCCGAGGAGCUCCUGUCGCGGCUGUGGAGACGCCUCGCCGCGGUGCGCGCGGGACGUCUCGCGAAGUUCGAGCGAUGGACGAUGCUCCCGGUCGUGGGGUCCUCGGACGACGACGACGCCGACGCCGCGCGCGCGCUCGCGCCCCUCGGCGCCGCGGUCGUGACGCCGCGCGGGCUGAGCGCCGACGCAGUGGACGCGCUCGGUCGCGCCGACGUGCACGUCCUCGACGCGUCCUCCGUCGCCGGCGCCGCCGCCGCCGCGCAUCCGGACGUCGGCGCGUUCGCGAUGCCCUCCUCCGGCGCGGGCCUCCUCGACGCGCUCGCGGCGGCGCGGUCGGGAGGCACGGGGACGGGGCCCGGGGGCGUCGAGUUUUCGCGUCGAGACGCCGCGGCGCUGCGGAGCGCGCUGUUACAGCGGAGGUGGUUCGGGCAACGCGCGAGGGCGGGGCCGGAAGGCGACGCGGGGACGCCGUCGAGGAUCGCGACGCUUCGCGGGUUGCGGAUAUUCGAGGUGUAUCCGGCGACGGCGGCGGCGACGUCGUCGACGGGCGCCGCGGAAGAGGAGGAAGAAGAGGAAGGAGAAGAAGGAGAAGAAGGGGAAGGGGGCGCGACGCGCGACGGGCGCGUCGGCGACCUCCUGUCCCUGGACGAAGACGCCGGCCCGUCGCUGCGACUCGCGCCGCGGAACGUCGCCGCCGCGCUCUUGACGCCGACGUUUUUGCGCCCCGACGACGACGAAGAGUCCGCGGUGCUGGAGACGAACCUCUCCGUCGACCGACUCACGAUGCCCGCGUUCAUACGCGGCCACUUCCUGACGCGCCUGCGCGAGAUCCCCGCGCGCGCGAGGAACCGGUUCGCGCUCGAGGCGACGCGGUCGCUGCCGUCGCUCGCGCUCAUCGAUCGCGGCGUCGCCGACGCGCUCGCGCGCGCGCCGUUCGUGCCCACGCCGUCCGGGCAACUCGCGGCGCCGAUGCAUCUGUACGACCCCAGGGUGCACGAGCUCGUCGAGCUGCUCGACGCGUCCGCGAGCUUCCCGUCGGCGCCGUUCGACGACGACGCGGCGUUGGACGGGCUCCAUCGGCUCGGUCUCCGGACGACGGUGACGCGGGCGGCGGUGCUCGACGCCGCGAUGGCGGCGGAGCGUCUGCUCGAGGAGGGCGACGGCGACGGCGCCGCGGCGCGAGGCGCCGCGGUGCUGCGGUAUUUAGAAACGCCCGACGGCGCGCGGUUACUCGCGCCGGAAACGAACGCGGCCCCCGGCGCGAAAGUGAAGAAGAUGUUCGGGAAGGUUUUCGGCGGCAAGAGCGCGACCAAGGAAGGAGGAAAGCACGCGGCCCUUGGGUCGGAAUCCGCGGCGGGCGACGCGCUCGCGGCGAGCGCGCCGCCGGAGCUCCCUCGAGACGCGUUCGUCGCCGCGCUCUCCUCCAUCGCGUGGGUCCCCGUCGCGACGACGCCGCUGUCGCCCCGCGAGCACCCCGGGCUCCCGUGGCCGUCGGACCCCCCCGCGACGGCGCCGCCGCGGUCGACGCGGCCGCCGUCCGACGCGUGGCUGUGCAGCGCCUCCAUGCGCGUGCUGACGCGCGAGCCGCAGUCCGCGUCGCUCGCGGACGCGCUCGGAUGGCGCGCGCCGCUGUCGCCGGCGGUGCUCGCGGACCAGCUGUGCGCGCUCGGGGAGGCGCACGCGGUCGUCGCCGACGCCGCCGUCGGACGCGCGCUCGCGGCGGCGGUGCCGCGCGUGUACGCGUUGAUGACGGCUGCGCUGAACCACGCCGACUUCGCCGCCGCGGAGCGAAAGGCGCGGACGCGCGCCGUCGUGUGGGUCGGCACCGGGUUCGCGCGCGUGGACGCGGUCGCGUUUGCGGGCGCGCUGGACCUCGCGCCGUACUUGCACGUCCUGCCCGCGGACUUGACGUGCUUCCGUCCGCUGCUCACGGCGCUCGGCGUGCGAGACGCGUUCGCGCCGCGCGAUUACGUCGGGCUUCUUCGCCGGCUCGCGCUCGACCGCGGCGCGACGCCGCUCGACGCGCGCGCGCUCGACCUCAGCCUCUGGGUCCUCGGCGUCCUCGCGGACCGCCCGCACGCGCAGUGGACGGGCGAGAUCGAGCGCGACGGCGCGUUGCCCGUCCCAGACGUCGGCGGCGUGCUGCGCGGCGCGGACGACGUGCGCUUCAACGACGCGCCCUGGUUGCACGCGCCCGAGGGCGUGACGCUGUCGCACCCGAAACUCCCGUCCUCCACCGCGGAGGCGGUGGGCGUGCGGUCGCUCCGGUUAGCGCUGCUCGCGGAGAGUUCUGAGGACAUCGGCGUGCACUUGCACGGCACCGCGCAGGCGUUUGGGCAAUCCGAAGCGCUCACGACGCGUCUGAAGCACAUUUUGGACGCGUACGCCGACGGGCCGGGGGUCAUCUCCGAGCUCGUGCAAAACGCGGACGACGCGGGCGCGUCCGAGGUGCGUCUGAUGCUCGACAUGCGGACGGGCGGGAGCAAGUCUCUGCUCGCGCCGAAGCUCGAGCGGUGGCAGGGCCCCGCGCUCGUGGCGUGGAACGACGCGGUGUUCUCGCCGGCGGACUUUCAUAACAUCGCGCGCAUCGGUCAAGAUUCGAAGGUGGACCGCCCCGCCGCGGCCGGGCGGUUCGGUCUCGGGUUUAACGCGAUCUAUCACUUCACGGACCUGCCGUCGUUCGUGUCCGGGGAGUAUCUCGUGAUGUUCGACCCGCACGCGACGCACUUGCCGGGCGCGACGGCCGCGCGGCCGGGUCUGAAAAUCGCGUUCGCGGACUCGCCGUUGCUUCGACAAUUCCCGGAUCAGUUUUCCACGUAUCGCGGGCACUUCGGAUGCGACCUUUCCAAAGCGUACGACGCGACGUUGUUCCGGUUCCCGCUGCGCACGGAGACGGCGGCGAAGUCGUCGGAGAUUAAACCGGAGGCGUACACCGUGGACGCCGUCCUCGCGCUGUUCGAGCAGUUCCGAUCGCGCGCGGCGCAGACGUUGCUGUUUCUGAAAAACGUUCGUAAGAUUAGCGUGUACGAACGCGACGCGGACGCCGACGAGCCGACGUUGCUGUACGAGGCGAGCAUCCCGUCGUUCCAGGACGGGAAGGACCCUCGCGCGACCGUGCUGCAGUGGGUCGCGGGUGACGUGUCGCUCGGUCGUGACGACACGUCAGCGUCACGCGCGACCGUCGCGACGUCCGCGGUGAAGAAGAGCGCGUUCGCGGACAAACUUCGCGCGAUGCCCGAGAGCUCGUUGCCUUCGAGCGUGGGGUGGAUGGACCUCGUCGUGCGACAACGCCAACGCGGCGGGUCGCUUUGCGACAGUAAAGAGCGGUGGAUGGUGAGCAGCUCGCUCGCGGGCGGACGCGCGCGCGCGCUCGCGUUGUCCGAAGCGGGCGUGACGCGCGGGCUAGUCCCGUGGGUCGGCGUCGCCGCGAGGGUGCCGCAUCCGGAGACGUCGGACGACGCCACGUCAUCGGAAACGGUCGAUGGGCGCGCGUUUUGUUUCCUCCCGCUCCCGGUGAAGACCGGACUCCCUGUGCACGUGAACGCGUACUUCGAACUCAGCAGCAACCGGAGAGACAUAUGGUUCGGCGGCGACAUGUCCGGCGGAGGCGCGGCGCGGAGCGAGUGGAACGGCGCGCUCCUCGCGGACGCCGUCGCCCCCGCGUACGCGUCGCUCAUCGCCGCCGCGGCGACGUCCCUCGGCCCGCGCGCGGCGUACUACUCGCUCUUCCCGACGAACACAUCGCUUCCGCAGCCGUGGUCGCUCGUGCUCUCGCCGUUGUUCGCGGCCUUGAGCGGGCUCCCGUGCGUGCGCGCGAUCGACCCGACCGCGGACGCGCGCCUCCUCGCGUCGUCGUCGUCGUCGUCGUGGGUCGCGCCGCGCGCCGCGUUCUUCCCGGACCCCUCCGUCGAGACCCCUCCCGAUCUCGCGGCGGCGCUGCGCGCGGUGGGCGUGCGGCUGAUCGACGGCGCGCCCGCGGACGUGAGCGCGGCGUUCGCGACGCAUUGUCCGAGCGUCGCGCGUCGGAUGUCCCCGGCGGCGGCGCGCGCGAUUUUGAAGGAUGCGAAAUCGAUGAGACGGCACCCGGCGCUGGACGACUCGGCGCACGUCGUCGCGCUGCUGCGAUACUGCGUGAGCGACGUCGACGCGAGCGACGCGGCGACCGCGGCGGACCUGGACGGCGUGCCGCUGAUUCCGCUCGCGAACGGCGCGCGCGGCGCGUUCGCGGCGCGCGGCGGCGUUCGCGGCGGCGACGACGACGCGGAGGAAGAAGGAGGACGAAGCGAGACGUAUUAUUUCAUGCCGCGCGCGUCCGAGAUGUCGCUGUUGCGUCCUCGCGCGUCGGACGUGCUCGUCGACCGCGACGUCCUCGGCGAAUCGCUCGCGCGCGCGCUGACCGACAUCGUCGCCGGCGCGACGGGGAAGGCGCUGAACGUGCGCGCGAUCGACGCGCCCUCGCUGCAGUACUUGAUGCCGAAGAUCCUCCCCCCGGAAUGGCGCGGCGGCGGCGGCGGCGGCGGCGGCGGCGUCGCGUGGAACGCCGACGGGUCAGACGGGCACCCCACCGCGUCGACCCUCGCGCUUCUGUGGACGCGGUUCGCCGCGAUCAGCCCGAAAUCGCUCGCGCACUUCGAAGGGUGGCCGCUGCUCCCCGUCGGCGGCGGCUGCGCGCGCGGCGGCGCGAGGCUCGCGACGCUGACGCCGCACGGUCCGUUGGUCCGCGGCGAGGGAUGGACGGAUUCGGGAAGAGACGCGCUGGACGCGCUCGGCGUCUCGCAGCUCGCGGAGGGCGAGGUCUCCGACGCGGCGACGACGCACCCGGCGAUCACGGCGUACGUCCGGCCCGCGUCCGCGUCCGGGGUGUUGGACGCCGCGGUCGCGGCGGCGGCGUUGGACCCGGAGACGCGCGCGGCGCGCGCGAACGACGACGGGUCGCCGCCGACGGCGGAGCAACGAUGGCGCGCGGCGGCGAGCGCGGUGCCCGCGCGCUUAGACGCGAGCGCGGACGCGGCCGCGCGGCGGGCACUUCGCGCGUUUCUGAUGCAGAGGCGGUGGUACGCGCGCGACGCGGUCGGGGGCAAGGUUGAAGGCGCGCGGCUCGACCUCGUGCGAUCGCUGCCCAUCUUCGAGACGCGCGGAGAGAACGAAAAGACGAACGAGAUCUCGGCGUCGGCCGCGUCCGCGUCCGCGUCCGCGUCUUCGUCAUCCGUCGUCGCGACGGCGUUCGCGCGCUUGGACGCGACGCCGCCGCCGCUCCUCGCGCCUGCCGGCGCGAACGUCUCGCUGCUCACUUCGAGUUUCCUCAAGGUGGACGACGACGCCGCCGCGGAUCUCUUGGAGACGUCGCUCGGCGCGCCGCGCGCGACGGUCGCGACGACGUUCGCGGAGCACGUCCUCCCCGCGCUCGCGUUGCGCCGUCUCCCUCCCUCGCUCGCGCGCGACGCCCUCGACGCCGCGCUCGACGCGCUCGCGCGUUCGAAGGCGUCGUGGACCGGCGGCGGCGACGCGGACGCGCUCGUUCGCGCGCUGCGCUCGUGCGCGUGCGUCCCCACGCGGAGCGGCGCGUUGGCGAAACCGGGCGCGCUCUUCGACGCGGAAAACUCGCCGUCGCUUCUCGCGCUGCUCGACCCCGCCGCGCACUUCGCGGCGCCGCCGUUCGACUCCGGCGAGCGCGCGGCGGCGCUCAGGGCGCUCGGCGUGCGCGCCAGUCUCGGCGCGGAAGGGUUGGUGCACAGCGCGAGGUCCGUGGAGCGACUGGCGGCGACCGCGGCGACGACGCCGGCGGCGAUCGCGCGCGGCGCCGCGCUCCUCGCGCACCUGAACGCGCUCGCGAGGGCGACCGCGGCGGGCGGGACGGACCUUCCCCCGGCCGGGGCGAUGCUCGAGUCCGAGUCAGGGUCCGACGGGUCCGCGACCCCCGCGCGGUCGUUGUGGAGGGAGCUCGGGUCGAUAUCGUGGUGCGUCGUGAUGACGUCGCCGCCGCACCCGUCGCUGCCGUGGCCGAACCGAGACGACGGAGGGAAAAAAGCGAUGCGCGCGCUGGCGCCGCCGCGCGCGACGCGGCCGCCGGAUGACGCGUGGCUCGCGUCGUCGUGCAUGCGCAUCUUGGACCUCUCGCUCGCGCUCGGAGUUGAGGACGACGAGGACGUCGUCGUCGAAGAGGCGACGGAGGCGGCGGCGGCGCCGCCGACGCCGACGCCGGCGGGUCUCACGCUCGCAGUGUCGCCGGAGGAGUCCUUCUCGAGAACCGACGAUGGACGCGCGACCGCCGGGAGCGUGCGGGAAGGCGUCUCAUCAGUCUCGCCGCCGACGCCGACGCUCGAGCCGCUGCUCGUCGAUCGCCUCGGGUGGAACGCGCUCAGCGCGACCGUCGUCGCGGCGCAGCUCCUGGAGCUCGGAAAGGCGCACGCGAUCGUCGACCGCGACUCGGAGCUCGCGAGAGAGUUCAACGCGCGGCUGCCGCGCGCGUACGCCCAGCUCGCCGCCGCCGCCGGCGUCGGCUCGGAAUCUUCGUCCUCCGAGCUCGAGGCCGCGGCGACGAUCCUCGACAGCGCGCGGUGGCUCUGGCACGGCGGCGGGUUCGCGGCGUCGGUCGACGUCGCGAUCGACUGCCCCGGCGACUUCCGGCCGUACCUCCACGGCGUCCCGUACGAGCUCUCCUCGCACGUUGGGUUGUUGAGAGCGCUCGGCGUCCGCGGGAGAUUCGACGCGGCGGAUUACGCGCGCGCGGCCAGGGCGGUCGCGGACGACGCGAACGGCGCCGCGCUGAGCGAAGAGCGCGUCGCGCUCGCCGUCGCGCUCGCGGAAGCCGCCGCGGAGUCGCUUCUCGCGCCGCCGGACGACGCGGAGGGCGACGGCGGGGAUGGAGAUCCGUACCCUUCGCCCCCCGACGUCGCGGCGGCGGCGAAGGCGAAGGCGAAGACGAUGCCCUCCUCCGCGGUGGUGGGAACGUUCAUGCUCCCGGACGGCGCGGGGGUGAUGGCCCCGGCGAGCGCGCUCGUGCACAACGACGCGGAGUGGCUCCUCGGCGGCGGCGACGCCGCCGACGACGACGACGACGACGACGCGAAGACUCGCGCGUCCUCCGGCGGCGUGGACGUCUCCGCGUUGCGUCUGACGCACCCCUCCGUCCCGUGCGCGAUCGCGGAGGCGCUCGGCGCGCGGUCGCUGCGCGCGCUCUACGCCGUGGAUAAGUCCUCGACGGACCGGCUCCCGUGCCCUUCCGCGGCGACGCUCAGGAGGCUCCUUCCCGCGUACGACGACCGCGCGCACGCGUUCAGCGACGUCGCGGAGGUGGCGGACGUCGUCUGCGCGCGCGGGUUGGAAAUUUCGCUCGAUCUGAAGACGUACAAAUCGCGGUCGCUGCUCUUGCCGCAGCUCGCGCAGUUCCAAGGCCCCGCGGUGACGAUUCGUCUCCCCGGCGUGAGCCUCGCCGCGGACGAGAUCGCGACGCUGUUGACCGCGGCCGCGCCGUUCAAGCUCAGGAAGCGCGCGAUUCGGUUCGGGAACGGGUUCGUCUCGUGCGUGCACUUUUCCGACGUGUUCACCGCGGCGACCGCGGGACAGCUGUGCGUGUUCGACCCGACCGGCGUCGCGCUCGGCGGCGGCGGCGGGGGAUCGUCGGGGGCGAAGAGAGACGAGCGCGCCGCCGGCGGCAGCGCGAAGGCGUACUCCUACGGCGCGAACGGCGAGCUCGCGGCGCGGUUCGCGGAUCAGUUCGCGCCUUUCGUCGCCGCGGGCUUGGACCCGAGUCGCGGCUCCGGGCUCGCCGCGGACUCGAUCGGGACCGUGAUUCGUGUGCCGCUGCGGACGAGGGCGCAGGCGGCGCGCGCGUCCGCGCUGAGCUCGAGGGCGUUCGACGUCGACGACGCGUGGGAGGUGCGAUCGAUGCUCGAGACGUUCGCCGCGAGCGCGCACAAGGUGCUGCUCUUCGCCGCGUCGUUAUCGCACGUCAGAGUCACCGUGCGGAACGCCCCGAGGGAGGACGACGCGGCGAGGGCGACGACGCGCGACCUCGACGGCGCGAUGAAAAACGCCGACGCGAACGAAGACGUGCUCGUGCACGCGAGCCUCUCCACGACGACGCCGUUCAAGCGCGCGUCGUCGACGUCGUCGUCGAGCGUCUCGGCGAACGCCGCGGGAGGGUUCUCUCAGAGCGGCGAGCGCGCGACGACGCCGAGGAACAUCGUGGACGACAAAGAGUGGCGCCGAGCGACGCUCACGACGCUCUUCGGCGGCGGGAACGCGACGCGAACGGCGCACGCGGUGGUCGUGAAGGAAAUCGCGGGGGACUCCCCGCUCGUGACGGACACCUGGGUCGUCGGCGCGGCCAUGGGCGUGGGACGCGCGCGCGACAUGGCGCUCGACAGGAAACACGCGCACAUGAUGUUUCUUCCUCUCGCGGCCGUCGCCGCGCACGUCCGGAGGGACGGCGCGGACGUCGACCCGUCGGCGCCGCCGCCGCCGCCGUCGGCGGCGCGGCUGGCCGCGUCAGCCGCGCGAUGCCGCGCGGACGGUCGGCGCGAGCCCGUCGUCCCGCGCGUCGGCGGCGGGUUGUGCGCGCCGUUCCCGAUGGAGGAACGGCGCGGGGGUGACGGCGACGGCGACGGCGACGCGAUGGAGCGCGCGCUGCGGCGAGCGCCCGCGGUGAUCGCCGCGCGGUUCGCGCUCGAACGCGGCGGCGGGCGAUCGCUCGCGCGCUUCACGGAAAAAACUCCGCGCGCGCCGUCCUCCCCCUCCUCCCCCGGGACGCAUUACGCGUCCACGACGGGGUCGUCCGAGCACGUGCGAAGAGAGUGGAACCGCGCGAUGUGCCAGUGCGUCGUCGCCGCGUACGCGACGAUGGUGCAGCACGCGCGGACCGCGUCGCCGACGCUCCCGGCGAAGACGUUUUACGGCUUGUGGCCGCGCGCGGAGAGCAUGGGUCUCCCGGCGCCGCCGGCGCUGAGAUCGGACGGGCGGCCGAUUCAAACCGCGGCGGCGGCGCGCGGGAACCAAACAAAAACCCACCCCGCGCUCGAGCUCGUCGUGUACCCGCUGUACCGCGAGCUCGCGGACGUCGCGCUGUUCCGCAGUUUAGGGAGCGCCGCGCUCGUCAAGCCCGCGGACGGGUAUUUUCUCCCAGCCGGAUUCGCGCCCGCGGCGGACGGCGACGCGUCCGCGUCCGCGUCGACGUGGUCGGGCGGGUUCGGCGACGGCGUCGCGCGGCCGCUCGCGGCGUCGUUCAUCGCGCGGCAUUUCCCCGUGUUGGACGCGCCGGCGUCGUUGCGGCCGGAGCUCGCCGCGGCGGGCGCGUGCGCGGCGGCGAAGGAGCUCACCGCGUCGUCGCUCCGAAAGUUGCUCAAGUCGAAACCGCCGCCGGACACGUCAACCGGGGGCGCCAACCUGGAAGCGCUGCGGACGCACGUCGAGCUCAUCGAGUGCGCGACGUCGGACGUCGUCGUCGCGGACGGCGCGGGAACCUCGGGGACCCCGGAAGACGGCGACGCCGGGGGCGCGCGAGUCCACGUCCAACAAGACAGCCUCUCCGGCGUGCUCUCCGCGAUGUCCUCCGCGGGGUUCCCUCUGAACGAGUGGCUCGACGCCGCGGGGCUCGGCGGCUCGGGAGGCGGCUCGGGAGGCGGCUCGCGCGCCGACGCCCGCGCGCCGCCGUCGGUCGCGGUCCUGAACCUCGCCGCGGUGCGCGAUCUGUCCGGCGUCCCCGUUCCCGUCGCGGGCGGCGGCGCGUCGUCGCUCGGGACGUCGCCGCUGUGGCUCGGCUCCGAGGACGUCGUCUCGCUCGUCCCGCGCCUCGCCCCCAAGUUCGUCUCCCCGACGCUGUCGGGAGGCUCGCGCGCGCUCGCGGCGCUGUUCUCACACCCGCAGUUCAGGCGCGUUCUAUACACUGGUUCCAAUACGACCGCGUCGGCGUGCGCGGAGCUGCGCGUGACGCGUUUCACCGCGCAUCAACUCGCGGCGGAGCUCCCGAACGCGUUGCCGCCGCGUCUGUCGCCCGCCGCGUGCGCGCGACAACCGCUCGUGACGUGGCCGUCCUCGUCCGUCGGCGCUCCCGCCGGGGCUGGCGCCGGCGCCGGGAGAGACGCGCUCGCGGGGGAUGAGAUGCAGCCGAGCGCGAGAUGGAUGCGCGCGUUCUGGCGGGAGGUGGCGCGCAUGGACGAGGAGAACCCCGGCGCGAUCGACGCGUUCGCGUCGUGGCCGCUCGUCCCCGUGCUCGGCGGCGAGCUCGUGCGAGUAGGGCACAGAGCCGCGGUCGUCGCGCCACCCGCGGGGGCGGUGGGGGCGCCGAGUCUGCGUCGAGCGCGAGCGCGCGCGGACGAUGCGGCGCUCGGGUUGACGUCGCCGCAGUUCCCAGCGCACCCGCUGUCCGACGACGACGACGACGCCGACGACGACGACGCCGACGACGACGACGCGCGUCGACCGGGCACGUUCGCGUCGCUCUUAAUCGCGGACGCUGCGAGAGAGAGGCGGGCGCGGUUAGGCCCGGGCGGCGCGAGCGCCGCCGCGCCGCAACCGCUCCUGGAGCAGUGGGACUGGCUCGCGCCGCUUCUGCGCGACAUCGGCGCGCCGACGCUGGACGUCGCCGCCGCGGGCGAGGCUGCCGCGAGAGCCGUCGACGCCGCGCGCCCCGCCGCGCCCACCGCGGCGCUGCGCACCGCCGCCGACGUCGUCGCGUUUAAGGCGCAGCAAAUCAAAUCGUGCCUCGGCGGCGGGCGACCGUCGUUCGCGUCCGUGACGGACGCGCAGCGCGAGCGCUUAUUCCAACUCUUCGCGUCGCAGCACGCGUCCUCCGGGUUUGCCGCGUCCGGCGAGGGUCUGGAGACGAUGCGUUCGCUGCCGAUGUUCACCGCGGCAAACGGCGAAAAGGUUGACGUCGCGUCCGGGGAGUACGUCACGUGCCCGCCGGGCGUCGCGUUCGCGGAGACCCUGUCGCGGUUCGGCGGCGUGCUCGAACACAGAGCGUCGUCUCGGGAUCUGUACGCCGCGCUCGGGGUUCCCGAGCUGUCGGACGCGGACGUCCUCGCGCGGUUCGUCGCGCCGUCGUUGCGAGACAUGGCCCCGGAGGCGCGUCGAGACGCGCUGGCGUACGUCCGGAAGCACUGGCAUCGGCUGAGGGACGACGACCCGCUGUGUCGCGCGUUGGGCGCCGCGAAGUUCGUGGACGUCCUCCGCGACGACGGUGGCGAAGGCGACGACGACGGCGGCGACGACGACGACGGCGUCGAGCUGAAAUCGCCCGGGGAGCUGUACGACCCGGAGGUUGAGCUUCUCGCCGCGGUGUUCCGCGGGCAGAGCGGGUGCUUCCCGUCGCGGAAGUGGUCGACGCGCGCGUGGCUGCCGAUGCUUCGCGACGUCGGUCUGCGGUCCGCGGUGGACGCGACGCUGUUCCAGCUGUGCGCGACGCGCGUCGCCGCGCGGGCGAUAAGCCUCGGGAUCGCGCACCCGCGGUCGCGGCACGGCGACGGCGACGGCGAGCUCGGUCCGGGAAGACGGAAGCGUUUCGUUCCGCCGCCGCCGCCGCCGCCGCCGCCGCCGCCGGAGCUCGCCGCCGCGGUCGACCCGCCGUCCUCCGCGGACGCCCCCUCGCCGCUCGUCACGACGAUCGACGAUGACGAAGAGCUCGAAGACGCGCGCGCGAGCUCCGAGAGAGAAGCCGGCCUCGUCAUCGCCGCGGGCGCGAUGCUCGCGUCGCAUCUCUCGAAGCACGCGGCGGACCUGUACAACGCGCCAAACGGCUGCGAGGCGCUCAUCGACGUCCCGUUCGUCCCCGCGCGCCUCGGCUACCCCGGCGCCCCGGGGCCCGGCGCGGCCGGGUGCAACGUCCUGUGCGCGUACAACGACGCGACGCCGCCGGACGCGUGGCGGCUGUCGUUCGCGUGCCGGCCGACGAUCCCCGACGCGUUCGCGCCGCCGUCGUACGCGAUGCAUAAGUUACGCAUGAAAUCCCGGCCGGGCGUCGCCGUCGUCGUCGAGCACUUGCUCGCGCUGGGCGCGGCCCCGCGCGACGGCGGCGGCGCCGCGGCGUUCACGACGCGGUGGACGGCGUGCGCGGGCGAGGGGCCCGCGGAGGUCGUCUCCGUCGCGAUCGAGGAGCUCGCGCGGCACUUCGACGCGCUCGAGUCCAGGGAUGUCGCGGCGUUGAGACGCGCGGCGUUCAUACCCGUCGGCGGCGGCGUCGCCGCGGAGUCGCCGUGCCGCGUGUUUCUUCGCUCGAACGCCGCGCUCGCGCCGCUCGCGCACGAGCUUCCGGCGACGCUCGCGCAACACGCGGGGGUGUUGCGGAAACUCGGGAUCAGAGAGCAGCUCUCUCGCGCGGACGCGCGAGGGGUGUUGCGAGACGCCGCCGCGAACGCGCGAGGACGCGCGUUGGGGCCGAACGAACUCCGCGCCGCCGUCGCCGCGCUUCGUCUCGCGACCGGCGCCGGGGACGACGACGACGACGACGACGACGAUCGCGCGGGUCGAACGACCCUGUGCCCACCCCCCGCGGACGAUCUUCCCACCCCGGACGCGUUCGGCGUGCUCGCGCCGGCGUCUUCGCUGCUGCACGCGUGGCGCGCGGAUCGCGCGACGCUCUCGAGGGUGGAUCGAACGAAAGUGCGUCUAUCGCAUCCGCUCGUUCCCGCGUCCGUGUGCGUCGCCGCGGGCAUACGCGCCGCCGCGGACGCGGUGUGCGAGGUGCGGUACCUCACCGCGGACGAGUUGAGGGAGCUCAGACGCGCGGAGGCGUUGGCCGCGCUCGAGCGCGACGUCGGCGGCGGCGGCGGCGGCGGCGGCGGCGGCGGCGAGGAAAACGACGACGACGACGACGCCGGCGGCGCGGCGACGACGCGCGGGGGAUACCACGCCGUCGACGCCGGCGCGGACGUCCCGGACGAGUCCCUCCUCCCGAACCCGCCGCUGCCUCCCCCUCCCGCGCCCGCGGCGCCGAGCGCGUCGUGGCCGGCCGCGUCGAUCGCGGCGAAACGUCUGUCGUCCCCCGAGUUCGCCCCCGCGCUCGCGCGCGUCCUCACGCGAUCCUCCUCCUCCUCCUCCUCUUCGACGCGUCCUCCGCCGUCGCUCGACGACCUCGCGUCGCGCCUUCGCGCCGCGAGCGACGCGCUGACGAUCGUCCCGUCGCUCCGCACGAUCCUCGUCGUGAAGUCCGCGUCCGGUGUAGCGUCCGACGACGCGGACGUGACCCGCGGCGGUCCCACGACGCGGUGCGCGUUUUACGACGUCGCGUCGCGGACGCUGUUCGCGUCGCCGCCGAGGGAUCCCGGCGUGCAGUGCGCGCCGCUGCUCGCGCCCGCGGUGACGCGCGCGCUCGGGUUAGAGGACGCGACGGCGACGCCGGCGAUCGCCGCGCUGUUGGCCGCCGCGGACGGGAAGGUGAGCGCGACGGCGGCGGCGUUGACCGGCGGCGGCGACGACGACGGCGGCGACGACGGCGACGACGACGGCGGCGGCGGCGGCGACGACGGCGGCGACGACGCGAACGCGAAGAAGAGGAACGACGCGUCGAGGGCGCGCGCCGCGGACGCCGCGCCGUGCGACGCGAGCGCGCGCGGCGAGCCCGGGGCGAUCGUCACCGCGAGCGACGCGGAGCUCCUUCGCGCGCGCCCGACGCGGCCGCUGCUCGCGGGGGAGAUUUGCGCCGUGCGCGUCGCGCGGUCGCCGGCGGACGCGGCGGCGGCCGCGGCGACCGCGCGCGCGGCGCGCGGCGGCGCGGCGCGAGCGAACAGGACGGAUGAUUUCAUGUACGCGCGAGUGCGCGCGGACGCGAAGCCCGCGCCCGGGGAGGCGCUCGCGCGCGUCGCCGUGGAGACGUCCCCCGGGGUUGUGCGCGAGCUGUUAUCCUCGGAGGUGUUCACGUUCGGUCUGUCGUCCGAGGGCGGCGCCGGGGACGGGGACGGGGACGAGGACGAGGACGCGCGCGCGCCGCCGCCGCCGCCGCCGAACGAGAUCGCCUCCGACGCCGACGGCGACUCCGACGACGCCGACGGCGACUCGAACGACGCCGCGAGCGCCGCGAACGCCGCGGGCGUCACCGCGGACGAGCUCAUCGGCGCCGUGCGCGACAUGCUCCAGGCCGCGGGCGCGCCGCCGACCCUGGAGCAGACGACGCUCCUCGCGUCGCAGUUGAAGAUGAAAGCCGACCUCGCCGCCGCCGCCGAGGCGGCGGCGACGGCGAGGCGGGAGACCGCCGCCGUCGCGGCCGCCGCGGAGACCGCGGCGAAGGCGUUCCACUGCCCGAUCACGCAGUCCGUGAUGAGAGACCCGGUGAUCGCCGUGGACGGGCACACGUACGAGAGACGCGCGAUCGAGGAGUGGUUCUCGCGCGGGCGCUCGACGUCGCCGGUGACGAAUUUGCGCGUCUCGAGCACGACGCUCAUCGCGAACCACGCGCUGCGGGGGGUCAUCGCCGCGUACGAGGCGCGCGGGUUGACGCUCGACGCGUGA
Molecule: messenger RNA, 16536 nt
Organism: Micromonas pusilla CCMP1545
Lineage: Eukaryota; Viridiplantae; Chlorophyta; Mamiellophyceae; Mamiellales; Mamiellaceae
Exons: 4
Coding region: 1-16536 (5511 amino acids)
Biological process (GO): protein ubiquitination
Molecular function (GO): ubiquitin-protein transferase activity; Hsp70 protein binding
Source: RefSeq, a predicted model, not a curated record